Tuber aestivum (summer truffle) is the source of this 1765-nucleotide messenger RNA. The record is from the annotation of a GenBank genome assembly. Lineage: Eukaryota; Fungi; Ascomycota; Pezizomycetes; Pezizales; Tuberaceae.
AUACUUACAUACACUAAGGUCCUCCCUGUAGCCUUUUCCCUAGCCGUCAUGAAUCCUUCUUCGGAAUUUAAUCGUUUCGGAGCACCCUCAACGAACAUGAGGGGAAAGCGUGCCUUGACUAUUGUUAUCAAGCUUGGUUCGUCUUCCCCCACCUGCCCUCUAACCCUUUCCUCUUCCCCCGCCAGCGGGUUGACGGAGGGGGGAUAAAUGUGUUUGCUAUAGGCACUUCGUCCAUCUGUGACGAAAAGACUCAUGACCCGCUGCUGUCGAAUCUGUCACUGCUGGUUGAGACAGCGGUCAGGCUUAGGAGAGACGGGCACAGGGUUAUCCUGGUUUCUUCCGGGGCUAUUGGGAUUGGGCUUAAGAGGCUGGAUAUUGAGAAAAGGCCGAAACAUCUUGCUGCUGCCCAAGUUUGUUCCCGUUCUUCUCGUGGGGGGGGGGGGGGGGGGAGAAGCUGAUUGGUAUAUGAUAGGCUAUAGCGGCGGUCGGUCAAUGCAGAUUGAUUGCACUUUGGGACGGACUGUUUACGCAGCUUCGCCAGCCGGUUGCACAGGUUCUACUGACGAGGAAUGAUAUUGCUGAUGUUUGUUCUCUUUUGCACGUCUUAGUGUUGGAAUCAUGGCUGAUGCGGGUUGCUCUGGGAUGGUACAGAGGACUCAAUACCUCAAUGCUUCAAACACCUUUGCUGAGUUGCUGAACAUGGGCAUCAUUCCUAUUGUCAAUGAGAACGAUACUCUAGCUGUCAAUGUAUGCUCGGGCUGCUCAUGCGACUGUCCGGCGAGUGGGAAGGUGAUUAACGGUUUGGCAUCUAGGAAAUCAAAUUCGGAGAUAACGAUACUUUGUCGGCAAUUACUGCCGGCAUGGUAAACGCGGAUUAUCUGUUCCUUAUGACGGACGUGGAUUGUUUGUAUACGAACAAUCCCAGAACCCACCCGGAUGCGCAGCCAAUCGAGGUCGUAGCAGAUAUUUCGAGUCUUAAAGUUGAUGGUGUGUAAUAUAUAUUGGCCCAUGACUACAGAUAUUUCUGUUUGCCCAAUACUGACAGCUUGUAGUAUCCAGUACUGGCUCGACACUAGGCACCGGCGGCAUGGCCACCAAACUCACGGCGGCCCGCCUAGCCACCUCCGCAGGUGUGACCGCAAUAAUUACCCGCUCCUCGAUCCCCAGCAACAUCUUCCACAUAGUUGCAUACAUCCAGUCCCUCAAAGAAGCCGAUCCCAGCUCCCAACCGCAAACCCCCAGCAUAACCAAGACCUCGCCAACUCUCACCCCCAUCACCAGCACCGACGACCCAAUAGCCUUUUCCCCUCUACUCUCCACCCCAACCUCCCUCUCCGCGGUGAAGCUAGCCCACUCCCCGACUCCCCCGCCAGCUGCAUCCCUACCGCAUCCUCUCCACACUCGCUUCCUGCCCAAACCUCGCGCCCUCCGUGACCGUUACUUCUGGAUCCUCCAUGGGCUCGCCCCGAACGGGACUAUCUACAUCGACGAGGGCGCGUACGGUGCUCUCACUCGGAGGGACAAGGCCGGCUUGCUGCCGGUCGGGGUUGUGGAUGUCGCAGGGACGUUCGCGCAGCAGGAGGCUGUCACCCUGGCUGUUGUUCAGAGGAUCGUCGGUGGCGGGUACAUCAUUAAGGGGCCGGAGGUGGGAAAAGCGUUGGUGAAUUACUCGUCCGCGGAGAUUGGCAGGAUUAUGGGACAGCAGAGUUUUAGGAUCCAGGAGCUGUUGGGAUAUGCUGGUAUGCAUUUCCCUUUCCCUUCUUCU